Molecule: messenger RNA, 4370 nt
Organism: Peromyscus californicus insignis
Lineage: Eukaryota; Metazoa; Chordata; Mammalia; Rodentia; Cricetidae
Gene: Spmip2
Product: chromosome unknown C4orf45 homolog
Exons: 5
Coding region: 2199-2786 (195 amino acids)
Source: RefSeq, a predicted model, not a curated record
AAUCCUCAUUUUAAGAAUUUUACUUAUGAACCAUGUAAAUAUUUUCCUUUAUAGAAAUUUUAGGAAAAUCCUUAAAACCUGAAAUAAGCAACAAAUGAACCUAAACAUGUGUUGAUGCUGUGAAUAAUCCCAAAGAGGAGAAUUCCCUGCAUCCUCCCCUCUGUUUCCUUCCCUUCAGCAUUUCGGUGUGAGAGUCGCUAACACUAGAUCUCAUAAAACUGGCAAUAGUCUUAGAGUCAAUGCAGAAGCUACCUUCCCCAUGAUGGCUUAAUGGAAGGUACCCAGGUGAAAGCCAUGAUCUUUUUAUUUAUUUAUUUAUUUGUUUGUUUGUUUGUUUGUUUGUUUGUUUAUUUUUGUUUAAGUUAAACAAUUUCUUCUUAAAAAAUGACUUAUUGUAUGUGUCUGGGUGUUUAGUCUGCAUGUAAGUCUGUGUGCUAUGUGUAUGCCUUGUGCCCAAGAGGUCAGAGAGGGCAUCAGAUCACCUGGGACUGGAGUUACUUGGGAGUGGCCACAUGGGUGCUGGGAAUUGAACCUGCGUCCUCUGGAACAGCAGCCAGUGCUCUUUACCUCCACGACAUCUCACCAGGUCUGUAAUUACUUCUCUUAAUUUAGGUUUCUCCAUCUUUUUCUCUUUGCAGCAUUAUUAGAACCACAAGUGAGCCAUGGGUAGUAGUGCAUCUGUAGUCCCAGUGACUUGGGAGGCUAAGGCAGAAGGAUCCCUUGAAUCCAGGAGUUCAAGGCCAGUCUGGGCAAUACAGCAACAAAAUACAGGGACACACCAAAUAAGCUGGUUCCUGUAGUCCUCCCUUCAAUCCCAGGUUCUUUGUUUGUUUGGUUUUCUUUAAGACAGGGUCUUGUGUACCUAAGCUAGCCUUGGAAUGUCUAUGUAGCCAAAGAUGACCAUGGACUUCUCAUCCUCCUGCAUCCACUUCCUGAAUGCUGUAAUGAUAGAUGUGUGCCACCACACAUGGGUUUUAAGUCCCUGUCUGUCAGAACAUGGCCUGAGAAUGGAGUCCUGUAAGGAGAAUUCUGAGUGCUUGUGAGAAAACAAAGAGUCUUGUAACCUCAGUUUCUUCAGAACACAGAAUUGUUCUUGGAAUGUGUUUUUGGGCUCCUCCCAGGUGUAACGGAUAGGAAUGAGUUUACUUCAGAUUAUUCUUAAAAUCUGGCUAUUGUUAUUUGUUUAUAUGCCUCUAUGGAAAAACAUGUUGCCUAGUUGUUGCUUGUGAUUGUGAUGGUACACUUUACUCUGGUGACACCUCUUACCUCUCAGAGUAUAAACUGUCUGAUGCUCCGAAUAAAGCUAUUACAUGAGACUUCAGUCCACCUCAUUUAUCUGCUCCAUUUGCAGAGGUCCCACCGACUCUAGAACAAUGACACCUGUCUUCUACUAAGAAAUUUCCAGCUUGGAUGCCUCAGACAAUGGUUCUUUCAAGGACAGAGUAUUUUCAAGAGAGAUGUGUUGUAAUGAUCCAGGACCUUUAAACACAGUAAUCAGGAUGGAGUGGCCUCUGAGAAGAUUCUGCAACAGUGAACCAGCACAGAAGAGUACAAUGUGGGCCUGAGUCAAGGGAAAGGACAACACAGAGGGCCAGGGAAACAAGAUUUAGCUCCAGUUGUCCACACUGGGAAAGGGAAUCCGUACUGUUGGGAAGCACUGAGUAGUGAAAUGGGAAGCACUCCCAUGUGAACGUUCUGGUGCAUGCCCGUCUGUGUAGUCCAGCUGUCUCAGGGCAGCCCCACUCUCUCUUUUCUGGAGAGUGUUUUUCAGAUGUGUUUAACCAGGCUUUGCAUCUCUCUCUCUUUCUCCCCCGCACACCCCCAAUUUGUCCCUGUAGAACAUUCUUCAGAAAUGCUGAAGGACACCAGAGACAGAGCCCUCUGGGCUGUUCUAGGACUUCCUGGACAAGAUUCUUCUGGUUAGAUGUGGGCAGACAAGGAAGAACAGUGGUGGUGGGAUGCAGCUCUCGGGUAUACUCCAGUUCUGUCUGCUCUUAGACGCUGGAAUACAGAGCCCUGGCCUGUAUGCCAGGAACAUCUGCUCCUCCUGUCAUAAAGCAUCCUUAGCAACCACCCAGCUAGGUCACAGAUGGGGAGAACAGAGACCCCCCCAUCCUUGAUGCUUACUGGUGCACUCUGUUCUGAAGACAUUCAGGCAGGAAUUGCAGCUAAGGGGUUUAAACCUCAGCAUCCUCAGCAUGGCUGUAUCAUACCGGGAGCCGCUCUCUGAGAUGGUGGGAAAGCGCAUGGUCAUCACAGGUCCAGACUACAUAAAAGAUCACUUGGCUAAAGUUCACCAGCAUACCACCUAUAUAGGAGAAAAGCGCCCAGCAUUAGAGAAAACUGGAGAUCUCAAGUAUUUAUGGAGAUCUGCCCUAAACCGAAGCCUACCAGCAAAAUAUAAACAUGAGUAUGUUGGUGAAGUUGGAUGGGGGAUACCAGAGUACAGUUUCAUCAACAGAUCAAGACUGGAGAGUGGCUUUCACAUCAAGGCUGGAGAACUAAGUCGUUGGCAGACUGACAAACUAAGCCACCGUUAUCAAAACCCAUGGCAACCGAGGCCUUCAGUCCUGGAUAAGCAGAGAGGAUACAGUCGUGGUUUUCUUGCCUGGAAUAUGAGUGAUUACGAAGACUCCGAACAGAGACACUCCAAAAGGGCUCUUCUUGUUCAAGAGAGUAAAUCACCAAGGCCCGUUCUGCCCAUCAAGCUGCCCAAGCUGCCAAGGAAGGAAGAGAAGAAAAGGAAACUCAAGCCCCAGAGUAAGAAAAAAUCAGAGUGCUUCUAGGAGAAAAGAAGAUCAUAAUAGCCCUGAGUACUUCUGCUACCCCUGGGGACAGACAUCCUGCAAGAGCAUGCUUCAGUUAAGGGCCAAAUAAAGACUUGUAUGAAAGGCAUUGCCAGUUUUACACCAUAAUACUGUCUGUCACUGACACAUUCCAAUAAAUACCUGUUCACUGGUGUUCCAAGUGCUUCACAUGUAUUAACUAAUUUUCCUAAGCAUAUGAAGCAGAUUCUUUUUGUUUUUUGGUUUUUCAAGACAAGGUUUCUCUAUGUAGCCUUGGCUGUCCUGAAACUCGCUCUCUAGAGCAGGCUGGCCUCGAACUCACAGAGAUCCGCCUGCCUCUGCCAGCGCCCAGCCUGAAGCAGAUUCUAUGGUUCCACCAGAUGUACAGGUUACACGGCCCCUAAGUAGAACUGGAACUGGCUCUCCUGCCCAUCCGCUGAUAUGCUAAGUGGCUCUUACAGCCCCCUGUGCUGGUGUGGCCAGUCUGAAGAGCGGCACCUUCUCUCUGGUUCUCAGAGCAUUCUCACAACAGGCCUGUACUGUCUUCAUGCUGCAAACAAGAAACCUGAGCUCCAGAGACACUCAGAAUCCGCCACCACAGAAGGGAUGUCCCAAGGUCUUCCUCCUCUACUACACUGCCACUGCUUUCCCAACCAUCCCUCAGAACACCGACAUCAGAGUCUUCACUGUGUGUGGAGAGGGGUGCAACUGAGGAUUUGGCCGUGAGAGUACAGACAGAGGACCAGAGAACUGGGAAUCCGUGUAUGAACGGAUCCCCAGCUUCCCGUUUGGCUAUUAUACAGCUCUGUGCCGUUUCCUGAGACAAGGAGGGAGACAGGAAUUUGAACUCAGGCUUGGCUGCAAAGAGUAACCCUGCACAGAAGGGGAGGAAGCAGGAAAGGCCGGCACUUCCACACAGCCUGUGUCCCCAAGGCCAGCACAACCUGGCUGCUCAGCUACAUGCCUUUCAUUCCUCUCCUUGUCGAACUUUUCUUUCUCACUUUCUGAAUAUCUCUUUCAACCUCUCUGUACACUUAGCACGUAUCAAAAGGAAUGUUACGUACAUCCCACUGGCUAGGGGAGUGCUGGUAAUAAUUUUCUAGGACUUUCUAGGCUGCUUUUAAUUUCUGCUUAAAAUGUUACAAAAGUGAUCAUAGAUCCCCCUUGGAAAGGAACAACUGACGACACCACGUUUUAAGUUCUUACCAAGUUCUCUCAAAUUUGAACGGCUUCCAUUCACCUGUGACGGGCUGUGAGGACGCUCACAAAACAGAAGAAACUACAAUCCCCUCAGAAACUGGCCUUUCUCGGAUCCGUCUGUAAGUUCUCUGACGAAGGAUUUUAAAUUUCCUUUUAGGCUCAACUCCCUCUAAUCUACUUUACUAUCUGCUUUUUCUGAUGAUACUGUCCUCUGCUCCAUCAAAGCUCUACCCUGUCUGUGGCUUUGAUGAUGCAUGUUCCACUUUUCUUUAAUACUAACCUUCAAUAUAUUAAAAACAAUUUGAAUUUGUGAUAUUUAUCAUCAAAACAGUGAAUAAAAGUUAUCCUUUAAUUACAUAUUUUUUUGAUGAUAAAAAGACCAAA